Diaporthe batatas is the source of this 1554-nucleotide messenger RNA. RefSeq lists its product as uncharacterized. Gene Ontology annotation, biological process: transmembrane transport. Lineage: Eukaryota; Fungi; Ascomycota; Sordariomycetes; Diaporthales; Diaporthaceae. The coding region runs from base 1 to 1554 and encodes 517 amino acids. Gene Ontology annotation, molecular function: transmembrane transporter activity. The record is from RefSeq and is a predicted model, not a curated record. The transcript is spliced from 2 exons. Gene Ontology annotation, cellular component: membrane.
AUGGGGGAGCUCGACUCCCUCGUCAAGCCGACGGGGCUCCCUGCCACCAACUCUCACGGGCCCUCAGACGCCCACGCCCUGGGAGAAGCACCAAAGGAUCCCAGGUCUUUCAGGAUGGACAACUCAAAGCGAGCCCGGGGCGAACGUCAGCCCCUGCUAAGAGAGGUCGCCCCCGUGCCGAUCCAGGAAGACAGCAGCCUGUCUCCUGGUGACCUGUGCCAUGCCCACGAGCACGACACAUCCCACGCGCGCACAACCGGCACAGCCGCCAAGAUCCUGGCCACGACGACCUCCUUCCUCGUGCUGGGCAUGCUCAUCUCCACCCCGGGCGUCGUCCUCCCGCACCUGGAGGCCCACUACCACCUCUCGGACGUGCGCGCGAGCCUCGUCUUCCUGGUCGCCCCCUGGGGCUACCUCGCCGGCGCCUACCUCAACGACCCGCUGCACCGGCGCCUCGGCCAGCGCGGCAUCGCCGCCGUCGCCCCCGUCUGCCAGGCCCUCUUCGCCUCGCUCGCCGCCAGCUUCCACGACCCGCAGCGCGGCGGCUUCGAGGUCUUCCUCGCCGCCACGGCCUGCGGCAACGUCGGAGCCGGCCUGCUGGACGGGUCGUGGUGCGCGUGGGCCGGCGGGCUGGGCGGCGGGCGGCGCAACCUCGUCCAGGGCCUGCUGCACGGGAGCUUCUCCGUCGGCGCGGGGCUGGGGCCCUUCCUGGCCGGCACGCUGUUCUCCGUGUGCGGGCGGCCCUGGUGGGAGUGGUACUACGUGCUCCUCGGCGCGGUCGUGCUGCAGGCCGUGGUCCUGCUGUGGGUCUUCCGGUUCGAGGACGGGGCGCGGUACCGCGAGGCGCUGGGGGCGCCCAAGCAGGGCCUGGGCGGCGAUGGGGUCGCGGCGGUCGAUCGCAUGUCCGAGGCGCCGCCGCCGCCUGCUGCUGGCCAUGCUGGGGCGGGCGCGCUGCGGCACGCCGUCACCUGGACCUGCGCCGUCUACUUCCUGGUCUACGUCGGCACCGAGUCUGCCAUAUCAGGCUGGGUUGUCACCUUCAUGUUGCGGGCGCGCCACGCCUCGACAUAUGUCGCCAGCCUGUCGUCCUCGGGCUUCUGGAUCGGCAUGGCGGUGGGCCGGCUGCUCCUCGGCCUCGUGACGGACAAGGUCGGCGUCCGUGUUGCUGCCACCGUCUACGUGAUCAUUGCCAUUGCGGCCCAGGCAGUUGUGGCUGCCGUGGACCUCGCCGCGGUGUCGAUCGUCGCCGUCGCCGUCGUGGGUUUCUUUCUGGGGCCCUUGUUCCCCUCCGGCAUCGUCGUGCUCGCGCGGCUGCUACCCAAGGACCUGCAUGUCGGCGCCGUGUCCUUUGUUGCCUCUGUCGGUCAGCUCGGGGCGGCCUUUGGGCCGUUCGCCAUGGGCGCCAUGGUCCAGCUGUUGGGCAUCCGGACCUUCCAGUUCUUCAUCCUUGCCUUACUCGUGGUGGCGCUGCUGAUUUGGCUCAUGUUCCCGAAAUUGCCCCCUGGUGAAACAGAUGGUGAAGGCCCGGGAAGUACCGAGCCCACGGGACCUUGA